Messenger RNA from Penicillium samsonianum, 1668 nucleotides. RefSeq names its product sugar porter family MFS transporter. The transcript is spliced from 5 exons. Gene Ontology annotation, cellular component: membrane. Gene Ontology annotation, biological process: carbohydrate transport; transmembrane transport. Lineage: Eukaryota; Fungi; Ascomycota; Eurotiomycetes; Eurotiales; Aspergillaceae. Gene Ontology annotation, molecular function: carbohydrate:proton symporter activity. The coding region runs from base 1 to 1668 and encodes 555 amino acids. The record is from RefSeq and is a predicted model, not a curated record.
AUGGCUGACGAUAUCCCCGUAACGAAAGAACUAUCCCAUGAUCCAGUGGUAGAAGGCUUCUCUCACCAUGCCGACAAUAUUGCCUCAGACCGCGAGCCCUAUGGCCCACCCGGUCUGCGUGGCCUAGCAGCUAACCCAUUCGUGGUCCUGUGUGCCGCCUGCUCAACGCUGGGUGGUUUGCUCUUUGGUUACGACCAAGGUGUUGUGUCGGUGAUUCUGGUCAUGGACCAGUUCUUGACGGAAUUCCCGCAGAUAGACGAGGGGAACCCAGGCUCGGGCUUUGCGAAAGGAUUGUUGACGGCGAUGAUUGAGCUGGGCGCUUUGAUUGGUGCUCUCAACCAGGGCUGGAUUGCGGAUAAGAUCUCGCGACGGUAUUCAAUUCUCGUCGCGGUUGCUAUCUUCACUCUUGGCUCUGUGCUUCAGACUGCUGCCUAUGGUUAUCCUAUGUUGACGGUGGCACGGCUGAUUGGUGGUGUCGGAAUCGGAAUGUUGUCGAUGGUUGCACCACUGUACAUCUCCGAAAUCAGUCCCCCCGAAUGCCGUGGAACCCUGUUGGUUAUGGAAGAAUGGUGUAUCGUCCUCGGUAUUGUGAUUGCCUUUUGGAUUACUUAUGGCACACGGUACAUGGUCGGUGAAUGGGCCUGGCGCCUCCCUUUCCUGCUCCAAUUGAUCCCGGGUUUUGUCCUCGCUGCCGGUGUAUACGCUCUUCCAUUCUCGCCCCGUUGGCUAGCUUCAAAAGGUCGCGAUGAGGAAGCUCUUGACAGUCUUUGCAGACUCCGUUCUCUGCCAGCCUCCGACAGACGCGUUCGCCAGGAACUUAUGGAUAUCCAGGCCGAAGUGCGCUUCCACCAGCAAAUGAACAGGGAAAAUCACCCAGAUUUGCAAGGUGGUGGCACAAAGAACUCCAUUCUGCAGGAGCUUUCAUCGUGGGCUGAUUGCUUCAGGAAGGGCUGCUGGCGUCGGACUCACAUCGGUAUUGGACUGGGAUUCUUCCAACAGUUCAUCGGUAUCAACGCUCUUAUUUACUACUCUCCAACCCUCUUUGCGACGAUGGGUCUCGACAAGAGCAUGCAACUUAUCAUGUCCGGCGUUCUCAACAUUGUCCAGUUAGUGGGUGUUACUACCAGUAUCUGGACCAUGGACGUUGUCGGUCGUCGCAAGUUGCUUCUAGGUGGUGCAGCCCUCAUGGCUUUAUCCCACAUUAUUAUUGCUGCUUUGGUCGGGAUUUACUCGGAUGAUUGGCCGUCCCACAAAGCAGAAGGGUGGACCAGUGUGGCCUUCCUACUAUUCUACAUGCUUUCCUUUGGGGCUACCUGGGGUCCUAUCCCAUGGGCUAUGCCUUCUGAAAUCUUCCCUUCUUCCCUUCGUGCCAAGGGUGUUGCUCUUUCAACUUGCUCCAACUGGCUCAACAACUUCAUCAUUGGUCUCAUCACCCCGCCUCUCGUCCAAGACACUGGCUACGGUGCUUACGUCUUCUUCGCCGUCUUUUGCUUGCUCGCCGGAGUGUGGACUUACUUCUUUGUGCCAGAAACCAAGGGCCGAACCCUCGAGCAGAUGGACCAUGUGUUCAAAGACAAUUCUAGCGAAGAAGAAAAGGCCAAGAGGCGCGUGAUCGAGAACGAGCUGAUUCGUGCCCAAUAUGAGAAUGUGCAUCGAGAGUUUGCAUAA